This is a messenger RNA of Nycticebus coucang (slow loris), 6123 nucleotides long. It is a transcript of the gene ZNF471, whose product is annotated as zinc finger protein 471. Gene Ontology annotation, biological process: regulation of transcription by RNA polymerase II. The transcript has 4 exons. Gene Ontology annotation, molecular function: DNA-binding transcription activator activity, RNA polymerase II-specific; RNA polymerase II cis-regulatory region sequence-specific DNA binding. The record is from RefSeq and is a predicted model, not a curated record. Gene Ontology annotation, cellular component: nucleus. Lineage: Eukaryota; Metazoa; Chordata; Mammalia; Primates; Lorisidae. The coding region runs from base 4011 to 5891 and encodes 626 amino acids.
UACAAGGGUAUAUGUGAAUCCUAGUAAAUGUGGAAUGUAAAGGUCUUAGCAACAUAACUAAGAAAAUGCUACAAAAGCUAUGUUAACUAUUGUGAUGAAAAUGUGUCAAACGAUCUAUGAACCAAGUGUAUGGUGCCCCACGAUCAUACUAAUGUACACAGCUAUGGUUUAAUAAAAAUAAAAAAAAAAAAAGAAAAUCAUGAGGCUGGGCACUGUGGCUCAUGCCCUGUAAUCCUAGAACUCCAGAGGCCAAUGUAGGUGGAUUGCUUGAGCUGAGUUCGAGACCAGCCAGAGCAAGAACAAGAACCUGUCUGUAAUAAAAACAGAAAAAAACUAGUGGGGCAUUGUGACUGGCGCCUAUAGUCCUGGCUACUCAGGAGACUGAGGCAAAGCGGAUUAAAUAAUUCCAAGAGUUUGGGGUUGCUGUGAGCUAUGCUGACCAUAGCACUCUACCCAAUAGCACAGAAUGAGACUCUGUCUCAAAAAAAAAAAAAAAAUCACGAAGAUGAAAAACAGUAUAUUUACUGUUCCUUAAAUGGAGUGGAUUAUCACAAAAGUCUUCAUCUUCGUUUGAAGCUGAGAAAGAGCUGUUGGUCUUGUCAUCUUGGAUGGCAGAGGAGGAAGAGAUGGAGGAUGUGGAAGGGGAGGCAAGAGAGGGAAGCACAUUAGGUAUAAUUUUUAUUGAAAAAAAUCCACAUAUAAGUGGACCAAUGCAGUUUAAUCCUGUGUUGUUCAAGGAUCAGCUGUGUUAUUUAUUCAUGUUUGUAAAUUUAUUUUUAGAGAGCACAACAAUGUUAGGGAGCAAGAAGUUAUCUCAAAGAUAUUAAGAGUAUUAAAGAAGAAACAUUCCAACAUGACAUAGUGCUCUAAGAUCAACACAUAAAGAAUAUGGAAAAAUUCUCUGCAACAAUACAUACCUUAUUGUCCAUAAGAAAAUUCUUAAGAAAGAGAGAUGCUGCCAGUGUCAUGAGUGGGGGAACUACUUCAGUCAUCAGUCAACUCUCAUCCAGCAUCAGUGAAUCCAAACAGGAGAAAGAGCCUGUAAAUUUAAGGAAUGUAGAAAAACCUUUAGUCAGAGGGCACAACUGACCAAGUGUGAGAGAAUUCACAUGAGUGAGAAGCCCUAUAAAUGUAAAGACUUUACGAAAACAUUUAGCCAGAUGCCUAUCUCACUCAGCAUCGGAGUAUGCACACAGAGAAAAGUUCCAUGAAUGCAAUGAAUGUGGAAAGGCCUUCAGCUGGAUCACUGGAGAAUUCAUAGUGGAGGAAAACGCUUUGAAUGUAAGGAACGUUGCAGAGCCUUCACUCAAAGUGUACAGCUCUUUAGACAUUAGAAAACUCAUUCUGGAGAAAAAUUAUGUGUGUGCAGGAAGAAUUCCCUGGUAUGCCUGCGAGUCACGGUCCACUCGCUUCAACACGCACCUGGCAGGCGCGCAUGCUCUGAUUCUCCAACUCUACAGAGUAGCCACGCCCUGUCCCCCGCCCCUCGCGUUGGAGGGUUCGCGAAGGCUUGCGCCUGCGUAUUAGGAGUUCCAGGGUGGACUCCCGAAGCCCUUCGGAGGAGAGCGUUUGGCUUCCGGAUGAGGCUUUUGCGGUGUUCUGCGUGGUCCGAAAGACCCAACCAGAGGGCCUGGGCCGGCUGGGCCGGGUAGGCGUGAAGGGCGGGCUGGGAUCUGGACUAUGUAAAUCCCAGCUGCCUCCGCUUUCUCCGACUGACUACAUUUCCCAGAGGCCCGCGCGGCGCCAGUCCUGGGGUUGAGUGAUGCAGUCCCUGAGGCUACGGCUGGGAACCGGGGGCAGCAGGGGCGGGCCGUCUGCGAGGGAUGGGUGUGUGCUUGUGAGGGAGAGCCCGGCCCACGGGUGUGGGUGUGGGUGUGUUGGAGAAAGACAGACUCAAACGUGAGUCCAGGGUAUGAAGGACCGGUCAGCGUGAAGCUCCAAGAGAGGCUGGGGUGUGUGUGAGACUGAUAGUCCGAGUGUGAGACCCGUCUUUGCUGGUGUGCGGCUGGUGAGAGGCCUGACAGAGGCUGACCUAUGAGAGUUCAGAGUGUGAGACCAGGAGGUGUUGGUGAAUGCAUGAGAGGACAGAAUCGAGUAUGGGAGAAAGUUGUGCGUGUGUGAUAUUGUCAAAUAUAUAUUUGGCCUUCAUUCCAGUUUCCUGGCAUCCAACUUCUAAAAUCCCUGAAGUAGUAAAUGUCUUUUUGACCUAUAAUGAUUGAUGGCUGGCGACCCCGUGGUAGAGUCAGGGUAGGGGCAUCUCACUGGAAAGACCAAGGCAAGAUUAGAGGGUUAGUACUGUCUGCCCCUCUCCCAAUAUCCAAGGACAGUAAAGGGGGAAAUGAUUUUAAUUGAUCUGUCAUGCCUAGGUAGUGAAACUUCCAUAAAGUUUUGGUGAACUUUGGAUUAAUUUUGAUGAACUUCUAGAUAGCUGAAUUUGUGGAAGUUCCUGUAGGAUGAGCCUCUCUUCACAUAACCUUGCCCUGUGAUCUCUUCAUCUGUAUCCUUGGUAGUAUCCUUUAAUAAUAAGCUGGUAAAUGUGUUUCCCUGAAUUCUGUGAACUGCACUAGCAAAUUGAACCAAAGAAAGGGGGCUGGGGAGCUCUGAUUUGUAGCUGAUUGGUUACUAAACAACCUGGAGCUUGGGGAUUGGCAUCAGAAGUGGGGGACAUUCUUAUGAGACUGAUCCCUCAACCUGUGGGAUCUGAUGGGAGCUAGUGUCAGAACUGAAUGGCAUCAGAGGAUGCCCCAUUUGCUGUGGAAUUGUUUGCUUGGUGUGUGUGGGAAGAUCCUUGAACAUCUGGUGUUGAAGUGUUUUGUGUUGUGAGAAUAGAUUAGGAGAAACCGAGUUUGUUUUUCCAUGUUUGUAUGUGUGAGUGGAAGAAAGACAAGUGAUGUGGUUGUGUGUGAGACCAAAAUAGUUAAAAAAGGAGCUAUGUGAAUCAUGAUAUGUCACCCAAAGGCUUUACAAAUAUAGCAUCUGUAAGGGUGUCGUGGCAGUGAGCCCAGGGGAUGUGAGAGAAUUAGAUUGGGAUAUGUGUGAAGGAGCUUGUGGGUGCUGUUACCCGUGGCCUCUGUCAGACCAUGGUGUAUCUGACUGUAUAUGGUGUGUCUGCCUUAGGGCUGUGAUUGUGUCUUCUGUGUAAUUAAGAAAUAUGCGAGAUUUUAUAUUAGUGUUGGUAUGUAUCCCAUGCUUGUAAUUGGCUCUGUGUGACCGAUCUACAAGCAGAGACUACUUGUACAAUCAUAGCAUUGGAUUCUUUUAUUAUAAUUGUUUGGAAUUGUGAGUUGCCAGGAUAAGAAUCCUGAAUUAGAUUUCCCUGCCUCCAAUCCAAGAGUUUCAGUAAAAAGCAGGAGCCUAGGGGACUAGCUUCUAACUAGAGGAGGAGAUACCUUCAAUUCUGGUGACAAAGGAUAGGGGGAGCCAAGGGGAUGAGAACAGAGGUGAGAGUGAAGGUGACAGAAUUGAGACUAAAGUUUGCAUUGUUCUAGGGUGAGAAUUUGAAUACCCUUGGGCAUUGGGUGGUAAAGGAGAGUAAUCCUGGCCUCUAGUGGCAUGUAAGUCGGAUUUUUGAACUGUAGACUGUCAAAGAAUGAAGCAGAUACCCAGGAAGAGAACAAGUCCACCUUUCCCUAUAAAAUAGAGGAAAUAAUUACAUCAUAAGAUUAUUAAAAACCAGAGUGAUAAUAUAAUCUAUGCAGCAUACCUAUCUUAUUUUUAUUCAUAAUAAGACCAAAGUAUGGGAAAAUAGUUUUUGGAAAAAGAUUAAACUGGGGACUUUAAGCAUAAGAAAAGCAGUUGUUAAACUAUACUCCCUCUGUGUCCAUAGAUUGCCCAUAAUCACCCCAUUAUGUGAGUCUGUGACCAAAGAAAGCUGGGAAGAAGAUGAUGAUUUUUCAGGUUGGUGAUUCUGGGAGUGUGGUGAAGGUCUCAUCUCUAUCCUUUUCUUCCUCCAGCCUUGCCCUCCCAGGACACUGCUUUUGUCCAACAGAGACCAGCAAGAGAAGGCAAAAAUGACUGUUGAGCUAGUGAAAGCCAUGCCCCAGGACUUGGUGACAUUUAAGGAUGUAGCAAUAGACUUUUCCCAGGAGGAAUGGCAAUGGAUGAACGCUGCUCAGAAGCAUUUAUACAGAAGUAUGAUGUUGGAGAAUUAUCAGAGCCUGGUAUCACUGGGCCUUUGCAUUUCUAAGCCACAUGUGAUCUCCUUAUUGGAAAAAGGGAAAGAACCUUGGGAGACGAACAGUGAGAUGAUGAGAAAUACGUUCUCAGAUUGGGAAUCUAUAUAUGAGACACAAAAAUCAUCUCUGAAACAGUUCAUAGAUGAUGAUGCAUUCAUGAAGAGAAUUACAAGCUGUGGACUCCAUUGUUCCACUUUUGGAGAAAAAUGGAAAUGGGAAGACUUUUUUGAAAGCCAGAUGGGAACUCAAGAGACAUUUAGCAGGACAGAACCAGUCAAUCAUGAGAAAACCCUCACUAAGAAAACAGACCACAAAUACACCAAAUUUGGGAAACUUGUUCAUCUGGACAAUGUAGAAGAGAGUGUUUAUAAUCACAAGCUGGAUAGAAAAAGCUUCUCAAAACAUUCUAUGGUAAUAACUCACAAGAACAUCUGUGUAUCGAAGAAACUUUUUAAAUGUAAUGAAUGUAACAAAACCUUCACUCACAGCUCAUCCCUUACUGUUCAUCAUAGAAUUCAUACCGGAGAGAAACCCUAUGAAUGUAAGGAAUGUGGAAAAGCCUUCAAGCAGAGGCAACACCUCGCUCAACAUCAUAGAACACAUACUGGAGAGAAACUCUUUGAAUGUAAAGAAUGUAGGAAAGCCUUCAAACAAAGCGAACACCUUAUUCAACAUCAAAGAAUUCACACUGGAGAAAAACCAUAUAAAUGUAAGGAGUGUAGAAAAGCUUUCAGACAGCCUGCACAUCUUGCUCAGCAUCAGAGAAUUCAUACUGGAGAGAAACCCUAUGAGUGUAAGGAAUGUGGCAAAGCCUUCAGUGACGGCUCAUCUUUUGCUCGACAUCAGAGAUGUCACACUGGCAAAAGACCUUAUGAAUGUAUUGAGUGUGGGAGAGACUUCAGGUAUAACACGUCUCUUAUUCGUCACUGGAGAAGUUAUCAUACUGGAGAGAAGCCUUUUAAUUGCAUUGAUUGUGGGAAAGCCUUCAGCGUUCACAUAGGACUUAUUCUGCAUCGGAGAAUUCACACUGGGGAGAAACCCUACAAAUGUAAUGUAUGUGGAAAAACCUUUAGCUCUGGUUCAUCCCGUACUGUACAUCAGAGAAUUCACACAGGAGAGAAACCUUAUGAAUGUGACAUUUGUGGGAAAGACUUCAGCCAUCAUGGGUCACUCACUCAACAUCAAAGAGUACACUCUGGAGAGAAACCAUAUGAAUGUAAGGAAUGUGGGAAGGCUUUUAGGCAAAACAUACACCUUGCUAGUCAUUUGAGAAUUCAUACUGGAGAAAAGCCUUAUGAAUGUAAAGAAUGUGGAAAAGCUUUUAGAAUCAGUUCACAGCUGGCUACACAUCAGAGAAUUCAUACUGGAGAAAAGCCUUAUGACUGUCAGGAAUGUGGAAAAGCUUUCAAACAGAAAUCACACCUUGCCCAACAUCAGAAAACUCAUACAGGAGAAAAACCUUUCAAGUGUAGUGAAUGUGGGAAAACCUUCAGCCAGACUUCUAAUCUUAUUCAGCACCAAAGAGUUCAUACUGGAGAAAAACCUUAUAAAUGUACUGAAUGUGGAAAGGCUUUUAGUGAUAGCUCAUCUCGCACUCAGCAUCAAAGACUUCACAGUGGCCAAAAGCCCUAUCAGUGUUUUGAAUGCGGGAAGGCAUUCCGAAGAAAGUUAUCCCUUAUUUAUCAUCAAAGAGGUCAUGCUAAAAAAGAACCUUAAAUGUAGUACAUCUGGCAAAGCCUUUAGCCAUCCUUUGCUGCUCAUCAGAGAACACAUUCUGGAUAAAAACCAUAUGAAUGUAAGAGUAUAGAAAAACCUUCAGCCAGACUGGUACUUUAUAAUAGUUUACUGCAACCUCAAAUUUUUGACCUCUAGUGAUUCUCCUGUCUCAGCCUCCCAAAUAGCUGGGACCAUGCAUGCUACCACACCCAGCUUAUUUUUGUAUUUUUUG